AUGUCCAGGCACUACGAGCGAGAAGUCCGUGAGGACUUUGUCCGCAACCCAAGCCACUACCAUCGCGGCGACCCCCUUCCGGUUUCAAGGGAGCAUUCCCCCGAAUACUACUCCGGCGGUGGUGGGCCCAUACAGACGGUCUAUCCGGACGCUCGAGGACCCGUUUUGAUCGCCGAUGGUCCCUACCUCUCGGGCGCCAUCCCCGUCGAUACACCUCCUCCCGUCCAUCCCUACUACGGUCCUGAAUCGCCGCUGUCGCCCCGCGAUACAAAUGCCCUCCAGAUCCCACCCCAGCCCCGUUACCGCCCGCGCUCACUGCCUCCCCAGGCCCUCGCGGUGAGCCGACCGCGCUCCCGUUCCCGUCCUCGGAGUCCCAUCGGCAAAGCCCGCCACGCCAUCGACAACACCUUUACUCAGUCUUCCUCGGGCAUCGGUGUGGGUCUCCUGGGCGCCGUCGUCGGCGGCCUGGCCGCGCGCGAGGUCUCCGACGCCACUGUCCGAAACCGCAAUCAUAAAGAGAUGGAGAACGGCACGUACCGCCCGCGUUCACCCCGCGAGACGGAGAAGGCUCGCGUCAUCUCCACCGUGGUCGGCGCUCUUGUCGGCGGUCUCGGCGCCAACGCGCUAGAGAGACGCUUCGAGGUCGCCCGCCACCGGGACAGAGAGCAGCAGGAAGCCUGGGAGAGGAAAUGGGGUAGGGAGCGCGACCUCCCGCACUACGAUACGGGCAGAGAUCACGAGAUGGACCACGGCAGGGGGCGUCCCCGCGAUCGACGCCGUGAAGAGUGGCAUGAUGGUUAUCCUCGGGACUACCCGUACGACGACCGAAGGACGGGGAGGUUGAGGAGCGAAGAGCGAUUUGCAUACAAGAACUGA
Messenger RNA from Colletotrichum higginsianum IMI 349063, 876 nucleotides. RefSeq lists its product as uncharacterized. Lineage: Eukaryota; Fungi; Ascomycota; Sordariomycetes; Glomerellales; Glomerellaceae. The record is from RefSeq and is a predicted model, not a curated record. Bases 1 to 876 code for a protein of 291 amino acids. The transcript has a single exon.